AGACAUGUUGCAACAGAUGGUCUCAGCAGCAGCGGCGGCUGCGGCACUGCUGAACUCUGGGACGCCGUUAACCUGAGAGGAAGAGGAGGGAGGGAGGAGGUGUCGGAAAGUCCGUUCUGUGGAAAACUUCUUCUUCCUCCUCCUCCUCAGGCAGACAGGAAAAACAUGUCAGUGUGAGCAGAAGUUUUAGUGGAUUUGGAAAUGGGAGCAACGUUUGCAGUGUCUGAUCCAAUCCUUGAUCUUCUUCUUCCUCCCCGUCCUGUCAGAGAGGAGAACACCUGCUGACAGCCCAGACGAGCAGAAGGAGGUCUGUGCCGAGACCAGCUCUGUGAAACCUGCAGGAACUGAGCAGGUAACACACCUGAACAUUAACACCAAACCUCUGAUGGUCUGCAGGGACAUAAACUGCUGCUUCUGCACCAAGACCAUAAGGACAAAACACCUGAACCAGCUAGUGUUGAGGUUGAAGGAGCAACAGAUCACUUGACGCUUUAAGAAAAGCCAGGCUCAUUAGCGGCCAUGGCGGCCCGACUCCUCCUCUUCCUGUUCGUCUCAGUGGCGCUCAGCGAAGCUCAGUUUACUUCUGGACAGCGACUGAAGCCUCGCAUCCAGAGAGACAGACGCAACAUCCGUCCGAACGUCAUCCUCAUCCUGACGGACGACCAGGACGUGGAGCUUGGAUCCAUGCAGGUGAUGAACAAAACCCGCCGCAUCAUGGAGGAGGGCGGGACCUUCUUCUCCAACGCCUUUGUGACCACGCCCAUGUGCUGUCCGUCACGUUCGAGCAUGCUCACUGGGAAGUACGUCCACAACCACAACACCUACACCAACAACGAGAACUGCUCGUCAUUGUCAUGGCAACGCCAGCACGAGCCGCGGACCUUCGGCGUGUACCUCAACAGCACGGGAUACAGAACAGCUUUCUUCGGGAAGUAUCUGAAUGAGUACAACGGCUCAUACGUCCCAGCUGGAUGGAGGGAGUGGCUCGGUCUGGUGAAGAACAGCCGUUUCUACAACUACACGCUGAGUCGCAACGGUGUCCGGGAGAAGCAUGGAGCUCUGUACCCUCAGGACUACUUGACAGACCUGAUCACAGCCGAGUCCAUCCGGUAUUUCCGCUCCUCAAAGAGGGUUUACCCUCACCGGCCGGUUCUGAUGGUUCUGAGCCACGCAGCACCACACGGACCCGAAGACUCGGCACCACAGUACAGCAACGCCUUCCCUAACGCGUCACAACACAUCACUCCCAGUUACAACUACGCCCCAAACCUUGACAAGCACUGGAUCAUGCGUUACACCGGCCCCAUGAAGCCCAUCCACAUGGAGUUCACCAACGUCCUGCAGAGGAAGCGGCUGCAGACGCUGCUGUCUGUGGACGACAGCAUGGAGAAGUUGUACAACAUGCUGGUGGAGACGGGCGAGCUGGAGAACACCUACAUCAUCUACACAUCUGACCACGGCUACCACAUCGGACAGUUCGGCCUAGUUAAAGGUAAAUCCAUGCCAUAUGAAUUUGACAUCAGAGUCCCGUUCUACAUCCGAGGACCCAACGUGGAGCAAGGCAGCAUCAACCCUCACAUGGUCCUGAACAUCGAUCUGGCUCCGACCAUCCUGGACAUCGCCGGCCUUGACACGCCUCCGGACAUGGACGGAAAGUCCGUCAUGUCCCUGCUGGACACGGACAAACCUGCCAACAGGUUUCAGGUGAACAGGAAGCCGAAGGUGUGGAGAGACUCGUUCCUGGUGGAGAGAGGGAAGCUGCUCCACCAGCGAGUGGAGGGGAAGGAGGUGUCUCAGGAGGAGAACUUCCUGCCCAAACACCAGCGAGUCAAAGACCUGUGUCAGAGAGCCGAGUACCAGACGCCCUGCCAGCAGACCAAACAGAAGUGGCAGUGUGUGGAGGACGCCUCGGGAAAACUGCGGCUCUUGAAAUGCAAGAAUGAAGGGAGCGGGACCAAAAGCUUUGAAGGGGGCGUGGUCAAACUUCAGCAUCCAAUCAGCAUCAAAUCUCAGCUGUACCUUUCUAACUGGGACGCCUGCAACUGCGACUUCACUGACCUCCAGCCAACGAACGUCCGACCCUCCACAAUGAGGUCGUUCAAGAAGAAAUUGUUCUUCUCCAAGAAGAAGUUUAAAACCUUGAAAAGCUACUCAAGGAACCGCUACAGCCGCUCCCUGUCCGAGUUGAAUGGUUACCCUGGUAACCAGAGCCUGGUGGGCGGAGCCAAUCAGAACGAGCCUGAGGACGAGUUCAGUGGGAUGGGGGGAGUUCCUGACGCAGUGCCGCCAUCUAAUGCCGUCAAAGUGACUCACAGGUGCUCCAUCCUGUCCAAUGCCACCGUGAAGUGUGACACCGGAGUUUAUAAAUCUCUGCAGGCGUGGAAGGACCACAAGCUGCACAUCGACCAUGAGAUCGAGACUCUGCAGACCAAGAUUAAGAACCUGAGAGAGGUCAGAGGUCACCUGAAGAAGUCCCGCCCCCUGGAGUGUGACUGCAAUAAGUACCUGUACAAAGCCAAGCUGAAGAAGAAGCUUCGCUUCGGAGGAGAAGGAGGAAGAGGCCUUCAUCCCUUCAGGAAGGGUGGUUCUUGGAAUAAGAAGAUAUGGCUUCAGAAAGAGCAGAAGAGGAGGAAGAAGAUGAGGAAGAUGAUCAAGAGGAUUAGAAACAAUGACACGUGCUCGAUGCCCGGACUCACCUGCUUCACACAUGACAACCAGCACUGGCACACUCCCCCCUUCUGGACAUUGGGACCCUUCUGCGCCUGUACCAGUGCCAACAACAACACAUACUGGUGUCUGAGGACCAUCAACGAGACCCACAACUUCCUGUUUUGUGAGUUUGCCACCGGAUUCCUGGAGUAUUUUGACUUGAGCACAGACCCGUACCAGCUCAUAAACGCCGUCAGUUCGUUGGAUCGGACGGUUCUGAAUCAGCUCCACGUCCAGCUGAUGGAGCUUAGAGGCUGCAAGGGUCACAAGCAGUGCAAUCCUCGAACGCGCUCAGUGGAGCUGGUGGUCCAAUCUGGGAUGGCUGGAAGGGCUAAGCUUCCUGAUUGGCUGACACCAGCUCCAGACUCCACCCACCGCAGCCGUCUGAAGGAGGACAACGCCGUCAUUGAGGUGACAUCACAGAUCGACCACCACGCCCCUACCCCAGCCGUCAGCCAAUCAGCUUCUGCAAUUUUUGUGACACAACUUGGAGAGAUGCUGGGAGGAAAUGCUCAACGCACCUCUUUAUCAUCUGCUCCUCCCUCCUCUUCCUCCUCUCCCCCAGGCUGCUGCUGUCUCUCUGAAGAGGAGGAGGAAGGCUCUGGGUGGAGGAGCCAGGGGAAGGAGAAACAUGAGGAGGUGGAGGAGAUUUGUUUUUAACAUUUAAAAGUCCAUUUUCCCUGCGUUUUUCCUUCCAGGUGGUUUUCAAUGACACGUUGGAGACAACGCUGCCAGAUAAAUUCCUCGCGCUCGUUUCUUUGGGGGUUUAAUUAAUUUAGUUAUUUUAUCUUCUUUGAUUUUUAGUUCAAUGUGAGAAAACAGGUUUCUUCUUUUUAAAAAGAUGAGCCAAAAUACUUUGUCCUCCUCCUCCUCAGAUGGCUUCCCAUUGGCCACCUUCAUGUCAUGUGUUUGUAUUUAGUCUAACAGUUUGCAAAGACGUUAAAGGACCAGUUCAUGUCUGAUGUCACCACUAAUGUGGUCAUUUGACUUCCUCCUUUAACUUUACUGUUGUUACCAUGGUGACCGAAAGCAUUCCUGAUGACAGAUCUACAGUUGUACUAACCAGGUGACCAACUACAGUUCCCAUGGUGUGAUACUGCUGCCGCCCCAAGAGGACGAUAACGACAUGAACCUUUCUGAGUGGAGGAGGAGUCUCUGGAUUUCUCAUGAGCCAAUCAUAGAGAGGACUCAGUGAUGAUGAUGAUGAUGAUAACUCAUUUUUUGUCUGUUUUUCUUUUGCUUUUUAACCAUCCAGUCACCUUCCUCCUCCUCAGUUUUCUCCUUGGGGUUGAUGAAAGUACAGAUGGUGAGGAUGAAAAAUGGAUUCACACAGGAAAGUCCUACCUGUCAACUUCACAUGUCUUCAUACAGAGAACACAUUCAUAAUUAAAAUAGUUUCUGUUCAGUAAUUAAUUAGUUCAGAUGUAACACAUAGAAGAAAAUAUAGAUUCUGGUCCAUAAAAUAUAGAAAUAUUCCUCCUCUGUUCGGCAGGAAAUUUGUCUGCAGUUUUAAUUCUUGGUUUUCCUACAUUUCCCACAAUGCCUUCAUGACAAUGUGAAGUUGCUGUUGAUUUUUCUUUAAAUUCAACAUACAUCAGCUUUUCCUGUUAGCUCUGUCAGGAACCAGAAGCUGAUGAGUUAUUGAAGAACCUCAGACUUGGAAAAGGCUGAGUCGUGGUUGCUACGGCGAUUCCCUCCUUUUCUGGGUCACAGCAUCAUAUCAGAAACAUUGUUAGCCUAUGAGACUCCAAACCCUCUGGUGUCCUAACAUGUAGGUCUUUGUGGGACGGACGUUCCCUGGAUGGGGAACCGACAGGUUCAAGCAAGCAGCAAACGGCGAAAAUGCUGCAAACACAAAAAACAACGCAACAGAGAAGGUCCGUCUUCCUUCAUGUCUUUUUUAAGUAAGUGGUUGUAACAUUUUACAAUGUUAAAGAACAGCAGCAUAUUUACGUCGGUAUUAUUAGUGAUCGACUCCCCCUAAUGGUCUGGUGCACUUGUUUUGUGGAGCGAGUUUGCAGAUUUUCUUAACUUAGCUUUUAUUUUUGCUGCAUUUUUCCCUUUGCUUCUUUAUGCUGUGAUUGCAGCGUUUUUCUUUGCGUUGGAUUUUUGUGUUUGUGUGUUUUGGAGUUUGCAUCACUCAUUUGUUACCACCGUUUUCGGCCGUUGUUGCGCCUUUAGCUGUUUGCUACACGUUUGCACCUGUCGGCCACCGUAGAAAUAGAACCUGCAGGUUCGGUUUCUACAGAACCAUUCAGAGCUGUGUGGGCGUGUCUCUUCACUCUGGGCUCUGAUUCGACGGAAAACUAAGUCCUCCAGUAGUGAGAGACACCCUGGGUGGAAGGAGACAGAAGAACCUAUGAUUGGAUGAAGAAACUGUGGCCAUGAAAGGAGGUUAAAUCCAAAACGCUCUGUAUAUUUCACCGGGUCAGAACCUGAACAUUUUGUGGGAAAAUCCUGAAACUUAAAUUGUGAUUGUGGAAGAACUGGAGAAGGGAUAAAAAUGAUAACUGAGCCAGAUAAAGCCCUCCUUUUGGUAAUGGUUCUGAUGGAAAGGAUGGCUGAGAUAUGAAGGUCCAAACCUCCAACAAUAAGAAGAGAUGUGCAGAUAGUACAGUGACUCAUGUUUAAGUCUUUUGCCUUCAGUGUCCAGCAGGAGAUGUAAUGGAUGUAGUGAUCACUUUAUGAUGCUGUAGAUGCUUCUUUAACAGACAGUUCUGUCUGUCGCAGAGGAAACUGUUCAAACCUUUUUUGUUCCCACAUCUUGGAAAAAGUUCUAUGUUUCUGAACCAAACAGAGCAGAACUGUUACAUGGUCCUUUUAAUCUGCCGGUUUGUCCCUUAUAGUGAGCAGGUGCCUCGUGUUCCUUUUAAUGAAACAAAACUUAACAUGUUUUAUUUAUUCUCUGUAGUAAAGGCCCAUUUUGGCCCUUUUGGCUUUAGAAAAAUUAAUUCAACCUGGUUUUUAAAUCGAGAGCACUUACUAUAUAGUCUGUUGCUUUUAUCCACAUUAAAAUCCAUCGUCUAUAUCUGCUCAUCAUGCAGGGUCACAGGGUGCUGGUAUCUUUUUCCAGUGGUUAACCUAACAGUCAUGUCUUUGGACUGUGGGAGGAAGCUGGGGUACCCUGAGAGAACCCACACAUGCACAGGGAGAACAUGCAAACUCCAUGCAGAAAGAGGCCAAGCAAGACACCAGCACUGCCAGCUGUUCCACCGUGCAGCUCAUUCAAAUACAUGUUAAAGUUAAAUAGAUUUUAGGUAAAAAUUGUAUUCAGUGACACAACAAAUGUCCUUUUACUUUUUUAUCUGUUAUUGAAUCCAGAAUAUAUUUGUUUACAGCAGAAUAUCAGUGGUUAUUAUUUUUGACUCUGACAUCUUCAGACCUGAUGAAUAAAACUGCAGCAGCUGCAGGGUUAAAAAGCCAUCACAGGUGCAGUCCAUCAGGUGGGGUCCAUCAGGUGGGGUCCAUCAGGUGGGGUCCAUCAGGUGAGGUCCAUCAGGUGAGGUCCAUCAGGUGAGGUCCAUCAGGUGGGGUCCAUCAGGUGGGGUCCAUCAGGUGGGGUCCAUCAGGUGGGGUCCAUCAGGUGAGGUCCAUCAGGUGAGGUCCAUCAGGUGGGGUCCAUCAGGUGAGGUCCAUCAGGUGGGGUCCAUCAGCCCACCUCAUCUAAACAUUUGAUUCUAACAGGGACAAAAUGCAGCUCUAUGCUUGUUGUGUUUUUACUGAUUUAAUCAUUUUGUUCGGAUCUAUAAAGGUAAACGUUGGGCUCAAUCAUUUCCAGUUGGAGGAGAAUCUGACCCAGAGGUUGAAUGGAAGUUAUUAAUAUGUGACUUAGAGACCUGAACCUGCUGGUUUUUAUCUUCCAGCAGAAGCUUCAGCUUCAAACUGUUGGUGGAUUUUCUUUCUUUCCUGUGUGAAUUCAGUCAGUCUCAGUUUGUUAUCAGUUCUUCCCGUCUGACACCAACCCCGACUGUGUUUGAAUGUAUCUAAAAGUUUAGAUGUUUUUAUUUGUAAAGAAUGGACCCGGUUCUGACUGGACGGGCACAGAAGGACAAACUGCAGAGCACUUUGAGUGAUAGAUGGUUGUUACAGCCACCCACUGACCUGUGGAUACACUGAUCGCUGAUUUUAGUCUGUGAAUAAAGUGUUGAAUGCCAAACUGUA
Molecule: messenger RNA, 6870 nt
Organism: Girardinichthys multiradiatus
Lineage: Eukaryota; Metazoa; Chordata; Actinopteri; Cyprinodontiformes; Goodeidae
Product: extracellular sulfatase Sulf-2-like
Exons: 22
Coding region: 520-3369 (949 amino acids)
Cellular component (GO): cell surface; plasma membrane; Golgi apparatus
Molecular function (GO): N-acetylglucosamine-6-sulfatase activity; calcium ion binding; glycosaminoglycan binding
Source: RefSeq, a predicted model, not a curated record